This is a messenger RNA of Brassica napus (rape), 1308 nucleotides long. Its product is annotated as guanylyl cyclase 1. Lineage: Eukaryota; Viridiplantae; Streptophyta; Magnoliopsida; Brassicales; Brassicaceae. Bases 194 to 1006 code for a protein of 270 amino acids. The transcript is spliced from 10 exons. The record is from RefSeq and is a predicted model, not a curated record.
AAAGACAAGCAAAAAGGGAUUUUAAUUGGAGCAAAUCAUAGGAUAAGUCGCUUUCGACAGCUUCGUCUCCUUUAUCCAAACCGUUUUGAUUAUUAUUUUCCCAGGAAAAAAAAGUAGGAGGAAAACUAUUCAGAGAAUUAUUGCGACUUGCAUCGUAAGCAAAGGUCUCGUUAGAUAACGCUGUUACUGCUUCAUGUGGCCUCUUUGUUUCCUGCUCAACAAGAUUUUGAAAGUCCAGGGGAGAUCAGAAGAAGGACAAGAUGGAGAUUCCAUUUCUCCUAAAUAUUCACAGUUUGAUCAUCCCUUUGUUACUAGUCAUGGCAGCCUCAAAGAUCCAUCCUCGUCGUCCCACAUGGAAGUCGCUCAUGUACAUCAGCUAGCUUCGUGGGACUGUGGCCUCGCUUGUGUUCUCAUGGUUCUCCGAGCUAGCGGCAUCACAAGCUGUACUAUUCAGGAUCUGGCUGAGAUUUGCUCCACAAAUAGCAUUUGGACUGUUGAUCUGGCAUAUUUACUGCAAAGAUUCUGCGUGGAAUUUUCUUAUUGCACAAUAACAUUCGGAGCUAAUCCUAAUUACUCCAUUGAGGAGUUUUACAAGGAGCAGCUCCCUGAAGAUCUGCUGCGUGUGGAUUUACUCUUCAGAAAAGCACAUGAAUCUGGCAUUAUUAUACAGUGCAGGUCAGUUAGUAUCGAUGAGAUUUCUUGUUUGCUACUGUCGGGGAACUAUAUCGCCAUUGCAUUAGUCGACCAAGACAAGCUAAGCAAGUCUUGGUUGGAGGAAGUGAUUGUCGCUGGUCUUCACAACAGCAACUCCAGCUACACUGGUCACUACAUUGUGAUAUGUGGCUACGAUGCUGUUAAGAAUGAGUUCGAGAUCAGAGACCCCGCCAGUUCCAAGAUGCACGAGAGGAUAUCGUCAAAAUGUCUAGAGAAUGCCCGGAAAUCGUUUGGUACAGACGAAGAUCUUCUCCUGAUCAACUUGGAGAACAUGAAGAAGCAGAAAGAAUAGUUCUCUAUCUUCAUCAUCAUCAUCAUUAUCAAAUCAGUGUGGAUUAAAAUGAAACCACCCGAGUGUUCUAUCCCAGAAGAGCAAUACUAGUUUACACAUACAUAUAUACGUAUAAUGGAUGUUGCCCAAACAUAUUCAUAUAGAGAGGUGCAUGGAUCAUCAGUGAACUCAAGAGUAUAGGCUUUGACAAUGAUCAGAUUCAUCUGUUUCUAAGCAGUUAAUAGUUAUUCCUUGUUGUACAAAUCGGUUUUGUCAUAAAGUCCCUUUAGGAUGUGAAUGCAUAUAAGAUUUGAUUGAUUCAA